This is a messenger RNA of Cygnus olor (mute swan), 8465 nucleotides long. RefSeq names its product solute carrier organic anion transporter family member 5A1 (gene SLCO5A1). Gene Ontology annotation, molecular function: protein binding. Gene Ontology annotation, biological process: transmembrane transport; sodium-independent organic anion transport. The record is from RefSeq and is a predicted model, not a curated record. Bases 1 to 2517 code for a protein of 838 amino acids. The transcript is spliced from 9 exons. NCBI's taxonomy places the organism in Eukaryota, Metazoa, Chordata, Aves, Anseriformes, Anatidae. Gene Ontology annotation, cellular component: membrane.
AUGGCCUCGGCGGGCAGCCCGGCGCCGCGGAGCCCCGGGGCGGAGCGGCCGGAGGCGGGUGCGCGGUGCCGCAGCCUGCCCGUGCUCGGCUCCCCCCUGGCGGCCGGGGGCGGCGGCGGCGGCGGCGGCGGAGUCCCCCCGGGCCACGCCGCCUCGGCGGCUCCUGCCCAGGGCGAGGGACCCGGGGCUGCCCGGCCCCCGGCAGCAGCCGCCGUCGGGAGCCUGCCCCGCAGGACGGAGGCGGUGGUGCCGGGCCGGGGGGUGCCCCCCGGAGCCCCCCCUCCGCCGCCGCUGUUGCUGGCGGGGCCGCCGGGCAGAGCGUGCCUGCGGGCAGUGCUGGCGGACUCGCGGUUCUUCUUGGUGUGCAUGUGCUUCCUGACCUUCAUCCAGUCCCUCAUGGUGUCCGGCUACCUGAGCAGCGUCAUCACCACCAUCGAGCGGAGAUACAGCCUGAAGAGCUCGGAGUCGGGGCUGCUGGUCAGCUGCUUCGACAUCGGGAGCCUGGUGGUGGUGGUGUUCAUCAGCUACUUCGGGGGGCGCGGGCGGAGGCCGCUCUGGCUGGCCGUAGGGGGGUUCUUCAUCGCGCUGGGGGCCGCGCUCUUCUCCCUACCUCACUUCAUCUCCCCGCCGUACCAGAUCCAGGAACUGAACUCCUCCGUCAGUAACGAGGGCUUGUGCGUGACCGGCAAUGGCACCGCCAAAGAGCAGUGGGACUCGCCGGCCUGCGUCAAGGACUCCGGCGGCAACGAUCACUCCCUCUAUGUAGCUUUAUUCAUUUGUGCCCAAAUCCUCAUUGGCAUGGGCUCGACACCCAUCUAUACCUUGGGACCAACCUACUUGGAUGACAAUGUCAAGAAAGAAAACGCCUCGCUUUACCUAGCCAUCAUGUAUGUAAUGGGAGCACUUGGUCCUGCAGCUGGCUACUUACUGGGAGGACUUCUUAUUGGUUUCUAUGUUGAUCCUAGGACAACUGUUUAUAUUGACCAGAGUGAUCCCCGAUUCAUUGGAAACUGGUGGAGUGGAUUUCUCCUUUGUGCCAUUGCAAUGCUCCUUGUGAUAUUUCCAAUGUUUACCUUUCCAAAAAAGCUUCCUCCUCGACAUAAAAAAAAGAAAAAGAAAAAGAAGAUGAACUCUGAUGAUGUCUCAAGUGAUGACGAAGUUAUGAAAGAGAAAACAAAUAGCAAAAUACAAGCAGACAGUGCAGUUCCUACCUCUAUGGGAUUUGGAAAAAAUGUUAAAGAGCUUCCAAGAGCAGCUGUCAGGAUCUUAAGCAACAUGACAUUCCUUUUUGUGAGUUUGUCAUACACAGCUGAGAGUGCCAUUGUUACAGCUUUUAUUACCUUCAUUCCCAAGUUCAUCGAGUCACAGUUUGGCAUCCCAGCUUCCAAUGCCAGCAUCUACACUGGUGUGAUUAUUGUUCCAAGUGCUGGUGUUGGUAUUGUCCUAGGUGGCUACAUUAUCAAAAAACUGAAACUUGGUGCGAGAGAGUCUGCAAAGUUGGCUAUGAUCUGCAGUGGUGUGUCUUUGCUGUGCUUUUCAACUCUCUUCAUUGUUGGAUGUGAAAGCAUUAAUCUAGGGGGAAUAAAUAUACCUUAUACAACUGGUCCCACUCUUGCCAUGGCCCACAGGAAUCUGACUGGGAGCUGUAAUGUGAACUGCGGAUGUAAGAUUCAUGAGUACGAGCCUGUCUGUGGAUCAGAUGGAAUAACAUAUUUUAAUCCUUGCCUAGCUGGCUGCAUCAAUGGUGGAAACCAUAGCACAGGGGUAAGAAAUUACACAGAAUGUGCCUGUGUCCAAAGCCGCCAGGUUAUCACCCCGCCGACAGUGGGCCAGCGCAGUCAGCUCAGACUGGUUAUCGUCAAAACCUACCUGAACGAAAAUGGCUAUGCUGUUUCUGGGAAGUGCGAUCGAACCUGCAACACGCUCAUCCCAUUCCUGAUAUUUCUUUUCAUAGUGACCCUUAUAACAGCGUGUGCCCAGCCGUCAGCAAUCAUAGUGACACUCAGGUCUGUGGAAGAUGGGGAACGGCCCUUUGCACUAGGAAUGCAGUUUGUUUUAUUACGUACUCUUGCUUACAUUCCCACUCCAAUUUAUUUUGGGGCUGUUAUUGAUACCACAUGCAUGCUUUGGCAACAGGACUGUGGCGUACAAGGAUCUUGCUGGGAAUACGAUGUCACCUCAUUUCGUUUUGUCUACUUUGGAUUGGCCGCUGCUCUCAAAUUUGUGGGAUUCUUUUUUAUUUUUCUGGCCUGGUACUCCAUUAAGUGUAAAGAAGAGCAACUGCAGAGACAGAGGUGGAGGGCUUCGCCGGUGAACACUGUGAGUGAGAUGGUUGGCCAAGCUGGACUCCAACAAAACUAUGCACGGACUAGAUCCUGCCCUACCUUCAAUUCUCGAGGAGACAUUGGUGUGGCAGAAGGAAUGAACUGCGUAGCACAGACAUACCCUGGCCCUUUUUCAGAAGCAAUAAAUUCCUCAAAUGAAAAUGCAUUGGAAGAAGUCACUGCUGAGAUAUAGACCCCUGGCUUGGUAAUGUAGUGUUUAGUUUUGUUGGUUGACUUAAUUACGGCGCCUUGUAAAACACCUGUGCCUUCUAUUUUUAAUCUAAAUGUAACACAUGAUAAAACCAACAAAGCUUAAUGCAAACAACCAUAGUAUGUUCCUGAGGGCUGGAUACCUCAAACCAACCCAAGUUCUUAUUUCUCCCUUCCUGACAAUGGAGUUUUAAAAAUUGUGUUUGUAAUUAUUUCAGAUGUGUCCAUUAAAUGUCCAUGCUCUGAUCUAAUAUCAAUGUAAGGGUGAGGUAUUAUGAACAGCAAAAGUCAGUGAAAGAGUGACAAAAACUCAUAUUGUUGAUGUCUAGAUGUCACAAAAAUGCUUAAAUGUAUCAUCAGCUUCACAUCUGCAAACUGUAUUUUUAAGAGAUGAGUAAUUACUGUGAGUUCUGCUACAAAGCACAACUAAACUUAUUUAAACUAUGCAACUUACUUGGAUAAUUGUAUGUGCAGCAAAUUAAGUUUAAAGUUUGCUUUUAAAGACAUCAUUGCGACUCAAUUUGAAAGGGGCUAUUUUCAGACAUAAGCAUUAAAAUAAAAAAGAACAUAAGGUUUAAAGUACUGUUAAUAACACGUUAAGCCAUACAAAAGUUAUGCAUCAGGUAAUGUUUGCAAAUAUUGAGACAUAAUAUCUUUAUCCUGUCAAAAUGUACGUUAAUUUUCAUUUGAUAGGACGCAGUCAUUCUUCACAAAGUACACAGGCUAGGAAAGUAUAAUGCUUGGAGAAAAAAAAAACACCUUCAGUAUUAAUUUGUAAUAACACUGAGAUGCAGGAAUCAUAUGCACAUACCAGACCAGGCGUGCAUACUUCUGCAAUGAUAUUGGCAGUUAUUUGAGUGGCCGUUAUUAGCACCGAAUCCAUACUUUUCCCGAAGAAGAAAAUAACCAGUUAUAGCUUGAUAGGAAGUGCUUGGCAGCACUUCAGAAGUGCAUGCCAGUCUAGUUCAGCUUUGGUGAAGAAACCUCCAGGGAGAGCUAAUGGUCCUGUUUCAUGUCUGUCUGGCUGUGUGGGACCUGGUGGGCCCCUCACAGCAGGGACCGGGGCCAAGGCAGCACCGCUUGCUGCAGGACACAGCAGAGAAACUCUUCAGGGGGGCUGAGAGCACUCGGGCUGCCACCGUGCCUGGCAUGAGGCUUUCCUCUCGACUGCUGGCACCUCUGCGGUGCUGUGCUCCCCACCAGCAGCGUUUCUGCCCCACUUCUGCCUCUCCUGCUGCCUGGCAUUGGGGCAGGCUGGUGGCACAGCCCUGGAAGUGGUAGUUGUAUGGUUUGUCCCACAUGUGCACAACUUGCCUCAGCUUCAUUUAAAGCUUUCCACGAAGGCAAAGCAUGGCUCUCCUCCACCCUUCCAGAGAAGAGCUAAGAAUAGAAAUUGUCUGUAAGCACGGACCCAUGGGAUGUGAAGUGGCCUUUGCUUAUUCCAAAUUACUGUGGUGUGUUUUCUCCCCUGGAGAUGCUGAGACUUUCUCAUCAAAUGUACUUAGCAUUUCAUAUCUUACUCUGGAGGCUUUGUAGUGCCCUUCUUUUGAUGUAGUAAUGAUGUCUCAAAGGGCAGAGAAUGAUUUCAGGUGGACACCAGGAAGUCAAACCUGUAUUUUACCCUACAGGGAAAGUCUUAGAAGUUUUGGAAAUUAAAAGCACUCUUUUAAGAGGACUCAGUGAUGGGCAGGUUUGGGUUGUGUCAUGUGGGGAGCCUGCAUGAAAAUAAAUAGCAGAGAGCAGAACUUUGGGAAUGUAAGAAAGAUUUUCUUCCUGGUUUAAUUUUUAAUUUACAACAUGUAAGUUGAUUGAAUAUUAUAUGGAACCAAGUCCUGUUUCCCUUGAAAUUAAAGGCAAUACUCUUUUCGGUACCUGGGAAGAGUAGAUUUCCCUCUCCUUCUCCUUUGCUGGUUGCCUUCCAUCAUCUCCUGUCUCUUCUUGACCAGCAUAUGGGCUUAACCACAGGGCUGGUUUCCCUGCUUGAAAUGCUGGCUGCUUAUUUCACAACGUCUCAGUCCAUUUAUGUGACUUGUAAUGACUUCCACUCUCUGUGGCUGCAAACUCAGAUGCUUCUACCCCAAAAUACAGCAUAGAGGAAUAUCAUUUAAAUCUAUUCUGUACAUACUAAUAGUUUUUCAGGGUCAAGAUUUUUUUUUUUCUUUUGCAGCCACUGGACACGAUAUAUCCCUAGCCAGCUUGUGCCACCUGAGGCAUUAGCUUCUAUACUUCUCAUCCCGAGGAGUAAAUUUCCUUGGCUCAGAGGUACAGGGUACAUUUUUUUUUUUCCCCACAGGGUAUCAGAAUAGAUGUUAAAAAUGUCUCCUUCUCUUACAGUCUUUAAUGCUUCUUGCACUAAGGUAUUCAUGCCAUGGCAAAAAUUGAGGCAAAAUAGUAGGACAAAGUGUAAUUGCAGCCCAUCACCCAUCCAUUUUAAUCACUUGCCCAUUUUAAUCAGUAUGGGAUGAGGUGAAGAGAGACAAUCUUCAAAUACCUCAGAAACAGAACAUUUAGGGAAUCAUAAAGGGGCUGGAGAUGAAUCAUCUCUCCCGAUUUACUCUAUUUCAUGCCUUGUGUGCACAUCUUUUCCAUACAAAUAACAAGUGAGAGCAGAUUAGGCUUGUAGGAUUGUCAGGAGCUAACACUGAUGACAGAGAAUGAGAGUUAUGUAAGUGACACAUCUGCAACUGCUGCAGCUUCUGAGCUGAUUUCAAAGGAAUUCAGAGCUUGUCAGAACUGAGAACUUCUGUUUUUUAGGAAGUCCUGACACCUCAACUUCUAAAAACAUUCAUUUUUUUAAAAAAAGGUCUGAGAAAUUGGAAUGUAGAGGGAAAGAUGCUCCCUUUGGAAAUACUGAAAAACCUGUGUUUACAUAGCUUCUGUAGCCUUUUAAUUUUCCUUUCAAAAUUAUAUGCUUAACAAAAAUAACAUCAACAUUCUUUAGUAUUUUUGAUAUAGAUAAUUGUGACAAUAUACUUCUACAAGAUCAUUUAAUUAAAUCAGCAUCCUCUGAAGGAAACCAAACCCAGCCUCUGGCCAAUUUUUGAUUUGUUCCUGAAGGAGGCUUUAUUAUGAGUAAGCUGUAACAGUCUAAAAUAAGCCAAUAAAGGCAUGCAGGGUAAAAACAGUAACUCACUAGAGAAGUCAAUUCCAGUAUUGUCAACACUGAAAUAUGGACUGAGACCUGCUGAGCAAACACUAUUUUCUGAGGCUAUCAUUGCUGAAGGAAGCACAGUUGUCAUGAAACCGCCUGACCAUGAAAUGUAAAGUUCCAAAGUCAUUUUGGUUUAAUUUGUUGUAAGUUCUGCCCUCCUCCUCUCUACCCACAAAUGCUUAAGUUUGGUUAGCAGCAAGCACAAGAAAAGGUAAGGCAGGGGUCCUGUUCAGCCACACGCUGCUGUUGGUAGGCAAAGUCUGCUACCUGCAGUUAACCAGCCAGGGAUAAUAUGGAGCAAUGACAAACGGAGGUUAACUACAAGUCCCCAGGGAGGCUUCAUGCUAUCAGGACUGCCUAAUUUCCUCUCGCACCAGUUAUUCCUGGUUUAGAGGAAUACAUGAACGAUACAUGAAAAAGUGACUGAAGAGAUUAUCCUCCCAUCCUGGCUUAGCCUCCUGUUCAUACGUGUUUCUUCAAAAAGGGGAAGAUGUUAGAAAGGGAAUAGCCAUAGCCUUGGGCGUGUAUGAGCACAGUACUGUUAGGAGAGUAGUUUGUAGAGCUUCCAGUUGUUGUGGUCUUGGCUGGAAUAACUGGAGAGUGAAUGCCUGUAUAUCCAAUACUAGUCAAAGACCUGCAUUUUUGGUCCUCUUUUCCUCAUGAGCGUACUGGAUAUAAUACGGUAGAAUUUGGAACUGGUGUUUUGGAGCUAUCCUUUCAGUACAGUGUAAACAGCUACCAGAAAUGAGUUGAAUGUUAUGGGGCAAUUUAUAUUUAAUUGGAAGCUUUCGGUUCUUUGUCCGGCCAUUGUAUCUUUGAAAAUACAUGUAAUAACAUGCUGUUCUUCAGAACUUGCUGUUCUGUAAGUGAACUAGGGGCACAAAUCUCCCCCAGAUAUUAGAAAUAUAAGUUUGAAAGCUCCUAAAUCAAUUACAAACACUUGAGUGUAGUGUUUUCAAAAAUAUAUGCUUGCUUUUUUUUUUUAAAUAUAGCUCAUAAAUUUAUAGCAUAACUAUUUGUUCAUUAUGGCUCUGAUCCAGCAGAACACUUAAAUACAUUGUAAGUUUAUAUAGUUAAGUGAUGCACUUAAAAAUACUGCAUGUAUAUAGGUGUUGGAGUGAAUCCCAUGUGCAUUCGGAAACGAGUUUCUUUACCCAAGGAGUAAUUUCCAUGCUGAGAUGUCUUUUUUUUUUUUUUUCCCCAUGGAUUCAGUGAUCAUUUUCGCCAGAAUAGCACGAAGUAGCACUCAAGUACUUCCCUAUGGCAUUCAUAUGUGUCUACUUAUGUAUCUGGCAAUGAAGGAAGCUUUCAUUUGCAAACAUAAGACAGUUUCUAAGUAGCAACAUUUAGUGAUACAAAACUGUAAAACUUUUUACUAGAAUUCUAACUAGAAAAAGGAGGGGGAGGAGGAGUGAUCACACAGUGAGGGAAAUUAAUGUUCUGCAUACAGAAGCAGAAGGCAUCGUGAGCAUGUCUACACCAGGCAGUAGAGUUAGCUAGCUCCAGAGCAAGAGGUACAGGUCAACUUGUCACCCUGAUGAGGUCACCUAAUGUCACCUAAUCCAGCCAGAGAUGGCUUGUGUCAGAUCAUCUCAGAUAAGGGUCACUUCAGCAUUCAAAAUAUUUUGUGGACUUGCUCAAAGAUAUAUUCUAGAUCUGGAUGACAAAACACACCAUUCACGUGUUUUAUGAAUUUUGGCUGUAAAUCUAGGUAUUAUGUGUGGAUACAGAGUAAAUAAGGGCAUCUUGGACGUAAAGCCAAUUAAAUCACUCAUAGCGCUGUAGGUUUGGACUGUGCCCUUUCACAGAAUUUGGACCUAAAGGUUCAAAUGACAAUUUUUCAGUGUCCUACACAAACGGAAGAGAGCGCCGUCUGCUCUGUGGAGCUCCAGUGAGCAUGCCUGGGGAGAGGGGUCAGCACCUUCUGUACUGUUCUUGCAGAUUUUUCCCCAAAUUGCCCGAAUUACUGCUGCCUUACUACACUUCCUGUGUGUAUAAUACCACAGCUCUUCAUGGUGUUAUAUUGACAUAAAACUGACGAUAAAUAGGUCCAAAGUGUCUUACUGCAGUUUUGGAGCCAGAUUCUCAGCCUCAUCAGUCUGACAAUGAGGCUGAAGAACCGGGCCAGUACCUUGUGUUGGACCUUAACAAGCUGACACUUUAGCAAGUAUAUGCGAACUAAGUGACAUAAAGCACUUGUUUAGUUUUUAUACUCUGAUCAUUGGUUAGUACUUCUGCUUUUGUAGAUCAAAGACAAAAUAUUUCCUUAACAGGUUUAUCUUUGUCUCUUUUCUCAAUACUCUUUCUUUUAUAACGGCAUAGGAAAUGUUAUGCUGCAUUGUCUGAGUUCCCAUAGCUGAAGCCAUCCAGCUGUGUCUGCUUUCCAGGGGUUUAAAACACCUGGAAACAGAGAUUUACCUCAACUGCAAUGUGAAUUGGCAUAGCUUUGAACAGAGUGUUUGCCAGUUGUAGAUUAAACCUGUAUCAACAUAUUUCAGGUUUUUCACAUUGGACUUGGUUUUAGAGAGAUUUUUAUCCUUCAGAUUGUUUAGAAAACAGACAGUUGACAUCACAAUGGUAGAUUAAUUCUUUGGUAUGGAAUUAAGUUUUUUUUUUUUUUUUUCAUAUAUAACAUUUUAUUUUACAUAUAACAAUUGGAAAAGGUAAACAUUGUCACAGAGUAGAAAUGGGAGCCUUCACUGUGGAGAAAAGAUAUGGCCAAAAUUCAUGUGAUUCUUCUUCUUUACUUUGGUACUGAAUACAUGUUAUUGCACUAAUGC